AUGACAAUUGAAAUUCGCGAAGGUCGUUGUGUUGGUCCUGAAGGAUCACAUCUACCUACAACUGAGCCACCUUCCCUGCUGAAGUCCUCCACGAGCGGCUGCCCGGUAUCUCUGAAACUGCCGCCAUAUUCUCUGGUGUCGACGUCACCAAGGAGCCUAUCCCGGUUCUGCCCACCGUGCACUACAACAUGGGUGGUAUCCCUACCAAAUAGACCGGCGAGGUGCUUACCGUUGACAAGGACGGCAAUGACAAGAUUGUCCCUGGUUUGUACGCUGCUGGAGAAGCCGCUUGUACGCCGUGUUGUCGCUCAUCAUAUCCGAGACACACUGACACCUGGCGAGCCGCACAAGGCGAUCCCUGACGAGGUUGGCAUUGAACGCAUUCAGUUCCUGGACGAGAUUAGGCGUUCUGACAGCCCAGAGCCAACUGCCAAGAUCCGUCUUGAGAUGCAACAGGCCAUGCAAACCGAUGCUGCUGUCUUCAGGACCCAAAAAAAUCUCGAUGAAGGUGUUGAAAAGGACAGGAGCAUGAUUUGGAACUCGGAUCUCGUGGAGACGCUUGAACUGCGCAAUAUCCUUCAGUGCGUCAUCCAGACAAUCACCUCUGCUGCUGCCCGUAAAGAGACUCGUGGUGUUCAUGCUCGUGAAGAUUUCCCGGACCCUGACGACGAGAACUGGAUGAAUCAUACCCUUUCAUUCCAACACGAUGUCAACUCCCCCGAUGUCGAGCUGAAGUACCGCAAAGUUACCGGCACGACGCUCCACGACGCCGUGUGUAAGCCCGUGCCUCCGUUAAGACGUGCGUAUCAGACGACAACGGCGUCGGAUCGUUGGCAUUGGCAGUUGUAA
Laccaria bicolor S238N-H82 is the source of this 849-nucleotide messenger RNA. RefSeq lists its product as uncharacterized. The coding region runs from base 1 to 849 and encodes 282 amino acids. Gene Ontology annotation, biological process: mitochondrial electron transport, succinate to ubiquinone. The record is from RefSeq and is a predicted model, not a curated record. NCBI's taxonomy places the organism in Eukaryota, Fungi, Basidiomycota, Agaricomycetes, Agaricales, Hydnangiaceae. Gene Ontology annotation, molecular function: succinate dehydrogenase (quinone) activity; electron transfer activity; flavin adenine dinucleotide binding. The transcript is spliced from 7 exons.